UCAAAAAGCCGUCUGAUAUAUAUCCCUCUCCACCAACCGUUUCAUUUCUCAGUCUACGCAUUUGAUAUGGAGAACGAGAAGAUUCAGAUCAUGGACCCCUUAAGAGAUACAAGCAAAGGAGGGCAGGACAUUGAAGCUAGGCACUCUAAGACUAAAGAUCAUAUUGCGAAAGCAUUGCAGGAUUGCAUGGUCAUCUCUUUUCCAGACUGGAAACGCAAUAUUUCUAGCUGGCAGCAUGAGUUCCCAACAAAUAUUCCAGCAACUGCUAACAGGAUUGAUACUGCUUUCCACGUUCUGCAUAUCAUGAGAAAUUGGGAUGCAAAAUGCUUAGUCAAUCCAGUCUCUAGUGACUCUCGAGAUUUGCGGAAGGUCUUCCUUGCCAACCUCCUGUCAUUCACAAGUAAUGAGGCCAUACUCCCAGAAAGUGUCAACUACUACAUCAAAGCACUCAGGAGGAACUGAUACCACAUCCCGCAACGGCGAAUAAUAAAUAGGCCGACUGAAUAGACAAAUUUUCAAUUUCAAUAUGUAGUGAAUUACGUACUACCUUUUUUGUUUCUGAGAAAACAUACUACAUUUGAUGGAAUAUUCUACCUUUUCUAUAUAUGGGGCUUAUCUCAAUUGUCACCCGCUACAUCAAAGCACUCGGGAGGAAUUUAUACCACAUCCCUCAGCUACGAGUAAU
Messenger RNA from Triticum dicoccoides, 685 nucleotides. RefSeq lists its product as uncharacterized. The record is from RefSeq and is a predicted model, not a curated record. The coding region runs from base 67 to 462 and encodes 131 amino acids. The transcript has 4 exons. NCBI's taxonomy places the organism in Eukaryota, Viridiplantae, Streptophyta, Magnoliopsida, Poales, Poaceae.